Iphiclides podalirius (scarce swallowtail) is the source of this 366-nucleotide messenger RNA. The record is from the annotation of a GenBank genome assembly. NCBI's taxonomy places the organism in Eukaryota, Metazoa, Arthropoda, Insecta, Lepidoptera, Papilionidae.
AUGUCCGUGCGACAACUCACCGCCCUCCUAACGAGCUCGGGUGGGCACAGCGCUGUCCGCCCCGGGGGCCAUUUGCGCUCCCGAGAUAAGGGCCCCGAGCCGAAAUGGCUCCUUCGUUCAAUGCGCGACGGAGUUACGCUCACCGGUUCGCGCUUUAUUGCAAUUCCUAAACUAAGAAUAGCAUUCAAUUUGAACGUUAGAUCCGUUGUACGGUCGAUGGGUAGUUGGGUACACAUUCCCGUGGGUUGGGGCCUCGAGUCGGAAGGAGUGAAGGCGGGCGGUUUGAAACGUGCGGAGAUCGGAGGCGCGCGGCCGCCGCUCGUAAAUUACGCCUUCGGCCUUCGGCGGCUGGAUGGCGCGCAGAAU